GAGAGAGAGAGAGAGAGAGCAGACUGGACAGUGUUGUACAGAAGCGCUAUUAUAGCUGAGGCUACCAUAGCUGUGUUCAUUUCAGAUUUCACUCUAUGCUUUAUGAAAUGAUCAUCAAACGUGAACUGUUUUCCGAUUCUGCUGAAGAGGAGUGGUCAGGGUCGCAGAUCAUUAUGCACUUUUAGGUCGACGUCGCCUUGAACGCAGCGCAGCAACAUCGUAUGAGCCCUCAAGUGCGUUUUUAAUCUCCGAAGUUGUGUCAAGCGGGCGAUGAUUCGCAUCUGAUUGUUGCUCAACUAUCCGGAGAGGACUGCAGACGGGUUGAAACACUGCAUUGUGCCAAAAAAAAAAGACGCUGAUUCCUGCCUGCGAGGAUUGCACACUCCAUUCUCCCCCCAAAAUGUCAUCUCAGGCGAAAGUCAAGAAGGACAAAGAGAUUAUUGCCGAAUAUGAGACCCAAGUGAAAGAGAUCCGAAACCAGCUGGUGGAGCAGUUCCGUUGUUUGGAGCAGCAGUCUGAGUCCCGGCUGCAGCUGCUGCAGGACCUGCAGGAGUUCUUCCGUCGAAAGGCUGAGCUCCAGCUUGAGUACUCCAGGAGUCUGGACAAACUGGCAGAGCGCUACUCCGCCAAGAUCCGCACCUCCAGAGAGCACCAGCAUUUCAAAAAGGACCAAAAUCUCCUGUCCACUGUGAACUGCUGGUAUUUGGUCUUGGACCAGACCAGGCGGGAGAGCAGAGACCACGCCACUCUCAGCGACAUCUACAACAACAACGUCAUUGUCCGUCUGGCGCACGUGGGCGAGGAUGUCAUCAGACUUUUCAAAAAGAGCAAAGACAUCGGGGUGCAGAUGCAUGAGGAGUUAGUGAAAGUCACCAAUGAGCUCUACACAGUGAUGAAGACGUACCACAUGUACCAUACUGAGAGCCUCAGCGCCGAGAGCAAGUUGAAGGAGGCAGAGAAACAGGAGGAGAAGCACAUUGGCAAGGCCAAUGACAUUAGCACCAGUCUGCUGCGUUAUGGCCAUGAUGAACGUCCACAGAGACGGAGCUCUGUCAAAAAGAUGGAGAAAAUGAAGGAGAAGAGACAAGCCAAGUACUCUGAAAACAAGCUCAAAUGCACAAAGGCCCGGAAUGACUAUCUUCUCAAUCUGACAGCCACCAACGCCUUGGUGGCCAAAUACUACAUCCAUGAUGUCUCAGAUAUGAUAGAUUGUUGUGACUUAGGGUACCAUGCAAGCCUGGCACGCACCAUGAGAACCUACCUGUCUGCAGAGUAUAGUCUGGAGACUUCUCGCCAUGAGGGUUUGGACUUGCUGGAGGGAGCAGUAGAUGCCAUGGACAUCAGAGGAGACAAGCUUAAGUUUAUGGACACGCACAGCCAGAUCUUUUGCCCUCCAGCACGCUUUGACUAUCAGCCACAUAUGGGGGAUGAGGUGUGUCAGGUGAGUGCACAGCAGCCUGUCCAGACAGAGCUCUUGAUGCGCUACCACCAGCUACAGUCUCGCCUGGCCACGCUCAAGAUAGAAAACGAAGAGGUGAGGAAGACCCUAGACGCCACCAUGCAGACCCUUCAGGACAUGCUUACAGUGGAGGACUUUGAUGUUUCAGAGGCCUUCCAGCACAGCCAAUCCACAGAGUCGGUCAAAUCAGCCUCCUCUGACUCCUAUAUGAGCAAGGCAAACAUCGCUAAGAGACGAGCCAAUCAGCAGGAGACUGAGGGCUUCUACUUCACUAAAUACAAGGAGUAUUUGAAUGGCAGCAAUCUUAUUAUCAAACUUCAGGCCAAGCAUGACCUUCUGAAGCAGACGCUAGGAGAAGGGGAGAGGGCUGAAUAUGGAACAACAAGGCCCCCCACUCUUCCCCCUAAACCCCAGAGAAUGCGGAAGUCUAGACCUCGCUCCAUUUUUAACCGUAAGCUGUUUAACGGCAAUAUGGAGGCCUUCAUCCAGGACUCAGGGCAGCCUAUACCAGUGGUGGUUGAGAGCUGCAUUCGAUACAUCAAUCUGUAUGGUCUUCAGCAGCAAGGUAUAUUUCGAGUUCCAGGAUCCCAGGUCGAAGUCAACGAUAUUAAAAAUGCAUUUGAAAGAGGAGAGGAUCCACUAGUGGAUGAUCAGAGUGAUCAUGACAUCAACUCUGUGGCGGGCGUUCUUAAGCUCUACUUCAGGGGGCUGGAAAACCCUCUGUUCCCUAAAGAGCGUUUCCUUGACCUCAUAUCCACUACCAAGCUCGACUCAGGCGCAGAAAGAGCUCAUCACCUCCAGCAGAUAAUUGUGACUCUUCAGCGGCCUGUGAUCAUUGUCAUGAGAUACCUGUUUGCCUUUCUAAAUCAUCUUUCCCAGUACAGUGAUGAGAACAUGAUGGACCCGUACAACCUGGCUAUCUGCUUUGGCCCUACAUUGAUGCCCAUACCAGAUGAGCAGGAUCCUGUGGCCUGCCAAGCGCAUGUUAAUGAGGUCAUUAAGACUAUUAUCAUCCACCAUGAGGUCAUCUUCCCAACCCAGCGUGAGUUGGAGGGACCUGUGUAUGAAAAGUGCAUGGCUGGAGGAGAAGAGUACUGUGAAAGUCCCCACAGUGAGCCGGGUGUGCUUGACGAGAUAGACAAUGGUACUGGACCCAACACUAGUGAUGAAGAAUUGGAGCAGAUAGAGGCCAUAGCGAAGUUUGACUAUGUGGGUCGAAGUCCGAGAGAGCUUUCCUUCAAGAAAGGAGCCUCUUUGUUACUCUACCUGCGAGCCUCUGAGGACUGGUGGGAGGGCCGACAUAAUGGCGUGGACGGGCUGAUCCCACAUCAGUACAUUGUGGUACAGGACAUGGAUGAUGCAUUCUCAGAUAACAUGCAGAGGACUGAUAGCGAGGCCAGCAGUGGACCACACCAUGAUGACCGAGCCUCAUCCAGGAAUGACCGCCAAUCUCCUUGCGAACACACACCUGAGCACCGCUUUGGACCAGCACUGGGGAGGGUGAGAGUGCGAUCAGAUGGAGCUGCAGUUCCACGCCACAGGAACGGUGACGGUCACAGCCCCACCAGAGCUUCAGACCAGCCCCCUAGGGUGAUGCCUCGGCCCUGCAGCCCACACAAAAUAGCUGUUAACAGGGGCCCUGCAGACAGUCCAGAGAAACGGCAUCUCACCACAUUUGGCAGUGCAGGCUGCAUCAGCCACCCUGACAGAAAAGCCUUCGCCGACAGCCACUCUCAGCGAUCAUCACCCAGCACCACCCGCCAUGCAAGUUUAGGAGACCACAAAGCCCUGGAGGCUGAGGCUCUCGCUGAAGACAUAGAAAAAACAAUGAAUACAGCCCUCCAUGAGCUGCGUGAGCUGGAGCGACAGAAUGUAGCCAAACAUGCCCCUGAUGUUGUUCUGGACACACUGGAGCCUCUCAAACACCCUGGCGGAGCCCAGGAGCUGCCCAGAAGCCCUCUACACACUAUGGUAAUCAGGGAUCCAGAUGCAGCUCAGCGACGUAGCAGCAGCAGCUCCUCCUCUGAGACCAUGACCACUUUUAAACCUGCUCUGUCAGCGCGUAGGCCGAAUGCACCUCUAAGGCCCCCACCUGUCAGACCUGUCCGGCCUGCUCCAGUGAUUGGACAGGGCCAGGGACCACACCGCUCCAGCAGCUCUAGUUCCUCUGGUCUAGGUAGCCCAGGCAUCACUCCCACUGACAGGGUUUUCCCGAAAGCACCCUCCCCAUCACCAUCCACCUCCUCCUCAUCCUCAGACAAACAAGGUAACAUGUAGCUCCAGUCAGUCACAGAUCAAGUGGUUGAAGAAAACUGUGGAUACCGAGUGAUUGUGAUUACUGUCACGCCCCUACACCUCUUUUUGCCAGCAGAGCAGACCUUGACACUUGGUCUGUACAAUGAAUAUUUAUCACUUAUCUUGUAAACUGUUGGGCAGCUACUGCUGGUUUUUAGACAACUCUCUGCCCACACAUUGACUUGCUAGUGGACAAGUCGAUGUUCUGUAACAAUGUAUUACACAGACAUCGGAUUUAAAUCCAUAAGAAUCAUUUUAUAGAAUGCGACCAUGCUGGAUAGCCAUGCUGGAUAGAAAAAGGGAUGCACUGGAAAAUACUUAACUGUUUACUGAAAUCUGACAAUGAAACUCUGAAUCUCUAUUAAAUGUUAUUAGGUUACACAUACAGUUGUGCUGUGAGCUUGGACUUUGUGUCUGGUUUCCUGUCCCAUUAUGAGGGAACACUUAAGGGAACAUUACACCACUGAGUAUGUAGACAUACAGUCUGUGCUUGUGGGUUUAUGUAGUCUAUUAAAACUAUAACUCCUUGGGCGCCAUUUAUAUUGAGUGCCAACAUAUACCAGCAAGUGAAAGGUUCUCAGCAACAGGCAGAUACUAUGGCUGAACAGGGAAACCAGAGAACUGCCUUAAAUUGCAGUUCCUCUAAUGACCACUAGAUGCUGGCACCAAGGAAACUACAACCCCAUUAAGCAGACACUCUUAUAUACUCUUAUGAAAUAAAUGCUCACUUUGGUGCCAAGUGGUAGUACAAAAAAAUGUAAGGCAAACAGCAAUGCUAGCCGCUACACCGCACAGGGAAUCAAGAAUGAAGGCUGAAAGCAACACAUAGACUGCAGUGGGAUUGUCUAAUUUUUCUACAAAUAAAAAUAUAUGCUGUAAUUAUAAAAACUUAUUUCUAAACAUAGUGGCUUUGAAAUGUAAGAAAUGGAAAUAUCUCUCAGCCUUUCUCUUAAAAUGCUCAUUUUUGUUCACAUGAGGUUAGAGAGAAGGAGUUUGGACAAAAGAAUCCCAAAAAACAGUCCUGGUGAAACUCACUGCAGCAUAGUGAUGAGGUUUUGGUUGACGUUGGUCAUCAGCUGGACCACAAAUAUCCCAGCAAAUGUGUUAUCUCGGCCAGCACACUAUCCAGCCUGGCCAGCUGUAGCAGCACCACUGGCCAAUAGCUUGCUGGCUGACCAGGCUGACCGGUAGCAGUGCAACAGCACAGUAACAACCUGUGCCCCUGCCUCUCUGUGUUGCACUUCCUCAACAGUGAACCAGGACUCACAUAUUGAUAAAUUCAGAGUGUUCACUGCAUGUCAGUGCUGGGAAGCUGUUUCAAAAGGUACUUUUUGAGUCUGAUAACGAGACAAGAAAAUUAAACUUAUCUCAGUGAUACAGUGAUACAAAGAACGUUGACAAUUAUUGUGGAUAUUACAGACAUGCCAGACAUGCCAUUCCUAUAACUAAUACAUGGAAAUAAAGAUGAAAAUCAGCAUAAAUGUCCUUAUAACAUAGUCAUCUCUCUGUAUAAAAAAGAUUAGCUGUGUUACCUCAGCAAAUAAAUAAAACUUCAAGUAACUAAUGCACUCAUAAACAGGGGAUUGUGCUGCAUUUGUAGACAGUUCUAUGUUUUCAUUUCAAAGAAGUUGUACUAGAAACAUGAUAUAGCACAUCGGUACCAUUGAAGCUUACAUAAUGUCUAGAUUGCACACGGUCAAUUCAGGCUGUGUGGGUGUUUAGAUGAACUUGUUUACUGUCGGUGGUGUUUGUCGUCUGUCGUAUGAGGAUGAUCAAUAUAUCUUUAAAGUGUAAUAGGUACAUUUGAUUGAACAUAUAUAUACAUACUGUUAAAGGAUACUUGUAUAAAUAACAAUGUAUGAUAGGAACAGGAAAUAUUAUCAUCUCUAGUCUGUAGAUUUUUGUAACUCUUAUCCUUGCACAAACAUUAAUAAAAGAAUAAAUGAAA
Thunnus maccoyii (southern bluefin tuna) is the source of this 5702-nucleotide messenger RNA. Its product is annotated as SLIT-ROBO Rho GTPase-activating protein 3-like. The record is from RefSeq and is a predicted model, not a curated record. Gene Ontology annotation, cellular component: cytoplasm. NCBI's taxonomy places the organism in Eukaryota, Metazoa, Chordata, Actinopteri, Scombriformes, Scombridae. Gene Ontology annotation, biological process: negative regulation of cell migration; signal transduction. The transcript is spliced from 22 exons. Gene Ontology annotation, molecular function: protein binding. The coding region runs from base 401 to 3736 and encodes 1111 amino acids.